AUGGAUCCCAUCGAUGAGACAAAGUUUUUCUUUCGUUUUGGCUCCUUCCUACUUACGGACUGCGUCACAGCAAUUAGCAAGGAGAUGCGAAUGUGGCUCACACGAGCUAUUGGAAUUCGGAUAUGCGAGAGUUUUUUAGCUUUUGGGCUCAUGAACUCGCUAACAUUAUCACAUGAGCUGUAUCUCCCCACGGAAUCGGCGUGCCGACACAAUCUUUUACAUGAAAGUGGCUUCGGAUGCAAGUGCGAACGCAAUAGCGAGAUGGGCCAUCAAAUAUCGAAGGCGACGGAAUCACUGUGGGCUGAAGUUUGCCAUGUGGAGGUGAGCGUUCACGCAGCAAUGUCUGCACUGUGGACGGAAUCCGCUAGGCUCCAGGCAGUGAAUCAACGUCUUCGUGACGAAAUUCAUCAACAUCAGAGUGUUAUGGCUCAAAGUGAUUCGACUCUUGGGCUUCAACGUCGCGUUCACCUUCGUUCAAGAUCUCGGUCACCGGAAUAUGAUCAACCUCGGUCGUCCAAUCCGUACGAUAAGAAGAAUCACAAAGGUAUCGCUUGA
Molecule: messenger RNA, 555 nt
Organism: Plasmopara halstedii
Lineage: Eukaryota; Oomycota; Peronosporomycetes; Peronosporales; Peronosporaceae
Exons: 2
Coding region: 1-555 (184 amino acids)
Source: RefSeq, a predicted model, not a curated record